AUGUAUACAAGAGUUAAAUUGGCAAUGUUUUUUAGAUCAUAUGAUGUCUUUUAUGGAUUUCCUGAAAUUCACUCAAGUCCUAGUACACCUGACCAAUGUUCAGAUGUAGAAGGUACACGAGAUACAAGAGGUACAAGAGGUACAGAAGGUAGAGGAGAUAUUGGAGGUACAGGAGGAGGUGUUGGAGGUACAGGAAGUAUUGGAGGUAUAGGAGAUAUGGGAGGUAUAGAAGGCACAGGAAGUAUAGGAGGUAUUGGAGGCAUAGGAUGA
Molecule: messenger RNA, 270 nt
Organism: Rotaria sp. Silwood1
Lineage: Eukaryota; Metazoa; Rotifera; Eurotatoria; Philodinida; Philodinidae
Source: the annotation of a GenBank genome assembly